AUGGCGAGUUGCAGGAGCAGCGUGGAGAAAGCAGCGGUUUUGUGCUGCUUCUUGCUGGCAAUGGGGAGCCUAACCUCCUGCGCCCGGCCGGAGGAGGAGGAAGAGCAAGAAAAGCAGCGCUCCUGUCACGGUGCCUUUGAUCUCUACUUCGUCCUGGAUAAGUCUGGAAGUGUCAGAAAUCAUUGGACAGAGAUUUAUUCUUUUGUGGAAAGCCUAGCUGAGAAGUUCAUAAGUCCAAUGUUGCGGAUGUCUUUCAUCGUUUUCUCUUCACGAGGCACUACAGUCAUGAAACUAACAGAAAACAGGGAAGCCAUAAGACGAGGGCUUGAUAUUCUUCAGUAUGAAGUGCCUGGAGGAGACACGUUCAUGCAUGAAGGAUUUAAAAGGGCAAAUGAGCAGAUUUACCAUGAAACCUAUGGAGGAGUUCGGACCGCUAGUGUGAUUAUUGCUUUGACGGAUGGAGAAUUGCAAGACGUUCAGUUUUAUUAUGCAGAACAAGAAGCCAACAGAGCCAGAAGCCUUGGAGCUAUUGUGUAUUGUGUUGGAGUGAAAGAUUUCAAUGAAACUCAGCUGUCAACAAUUGCUGACAGCAUCGAUCAUGUUUUUCCAGUUACGGGAGGCUUUUAUGCCCUAAGAGGAACCAUUGAUUCAAUUCUCAAGAAAUCUUGCAUUGAGAUCCUAGCAGCUGAACCAUCGAGUGUUUGUGCAGGAGAAUCAUUUCAAGUUGUGGUAAGAGGCAACGGCUUUUAUCAUGCAAGAAAUAUCGACCAGGUACUCUGCAGCUUCAAGCUCAACGACAGCCUUACUAUCAAUGAAAAGCCAACCCUUGUUCAUGAUACUUACUUACUUUGUCCUGCCCCAGUGAUAGAAGAUGCUGGACAGGUGGUUUUCCUACAAGUCAGCAUGAACAACGGGCUAACGUUUAUCUCCAGCUCUGUCAGCAUCACCAGCACACAGUGUCUGACUGGGACCAUCCUUUUCAUUGCUCUCCUGAUUCUUUUUCUACUGCUGGCUCUGGCUCUUCUGUGGUGGUUCUGGCCCCUUUGCUGCACGGUGGUGAUCAAGGAGCCACCGCCACCACCACCUCCAGAGCCUGAAUCAGAUGAUGAAGAUGGAUUGCCGAAGAAAAAGUGGCCAACCGUGGACGCAUCUUAUUAUGGAGGUCGAGGUGUUGGUGGGAUUAAGAGGAUGGAGGUGCGAUGGGGAGACAAGGGGUCAACAGAGGAAGGAGCAAAAUUGGAGAAGCCCAAAAAUGCUAUUAUUAAGUUGCCAGAACAGGAGUAUGAGCCAUGGGAACCCAAGCCAAAGAAGCCCCAUGUGAGAAAACCACCUUCCCAGCGGAAAUGGUACACUCCAAUCAAGGGCAAACUUGAUGCACUGUGGGCUUUGGUUCGACGAGGCUAUGAUCAAGUCUCUCUUAUGAGACCACAGCCAGGGGAUAAGGGAAGAUGCAUAAACUUCACUCGGGUGAAAUCGGAUGGAACCUCUGCCCCUUACAGCCCACCGCCGAAGCUGCCACGGCGCGAUGAUGUUCCUCUCAACAAUGUUCCAAGGAAUCCUUCUCCUCCUGUGUCUCUGCAGCCCCCUUCCAGGCAGCCACCUCCUGGACCACCCCCAUCCCGAGCCCCUCCUGGACCUCCUCCUUCACGCCCACCCCCGCAGCCCAUGGCUUAG
Messenger RNA from Nipponia nippon (crested ibis), 1674 nucleotides. It is a transcript of the gene ANTXRL, whose product is annotated as ANTXR like. NCBI's taxonomy places the organism in Eukaryota, Metazoa, Chordata, Aves, Pelecaniformes, Threskiornithidae. The record is from RefSeq and is a predicted model, not a curated record. Gene Ontology annotation, molecular function: transmembrane signaling receptor activity. Gene Ontology annotation, cellular component: cell surface; plasma membrane.